Aegilops tauschii subsp. strangulata is the source of this 1337-nucleotide messenger RNA. Its product is annotated as zinc transporter 8. The record is from RefSeq and is a predicted model, not a curated record. Gene Ontology annotation, biological process: zinc ion transmembrane transport. NCBI's taxonomy places the organism in Eukaryota, Viridiplantae, Streptophyta, Magnoliopsida, Poales, Poaceae. Gene Ontology annotation, molecular function: zinc ion transmembrane transporter activity. Gene Ontology annotation, cellular component: plasma membrane.
UAAGCUGCCAAGAAGCUCUCCCAGUUCCUGAUCUCCCUCGCGUCGUCGCCCUCUCAAGUGCAUCACGAUAGUCUAAGUCUAGACAUGAAACCGAUAUCGAGCGCCGCCAUCCUCCUCGCCGCCGUCGUGGCGCUGCUCUUGGUGGCCGCCGUGCGGGGCGAUGACGACUGCGGGUCGCCGGAGUCGGCGGCGCAGGACCGCGCGCGGGCAAAGCCUCUCAAAAUCGCGGCCUUCUUCUCCAUCCUGGUCUGCGGGGCGCUGGGCUGCUCCCUGCCCGUGCUGGGGCGGCGGGUGCCCGCGCUCCGGCCCGAGGGCGACGUCUUCUUCCUGGUCAAGGCGUUCGCGGCGGGGGUCAUCCUGGCGACGGGGUUCAUCCACAUCCUUCCCGACGCGUUCGAGAACCUCACGUCGGACUGCCUGCCUUCCGACGGGCCGUGGAAGGACUUCCCGUUCGCCGGGUUAGGAGCCAUGGUCGGCGCCAUCGGCACGCUCGUCGUCGACACUGUCGCCACGGGGUACUUCACGCGCGCCCACCUGAACAAGGACAGAGCGCACGGCCACGGGGCGAUAAGCAGCAGCGCCGCCGUUGUGGACGAGGAGAAACAGGCCGCUGCCGCCGCCAUCGAAGGAGCGCGCCGUCACGACGGUGGGGAGCACGACGUACACGUGCACACGCACGCCACCCAUGGCCACGCCCACGGGUCGGCGGCGCUCGUUGCGGCUGUUGGCGGCGCCGAGGACGAAAAAGACACGAUCCGGCAUCGCGUAAUCUCUCAGGUACUCGAGUUGGGUAUUGUGGUGCACUCGGUGAUCAUCGGCAUCUCCCUCGGCGCCUCUCAGGACCCGGAUACAAUCAAACCUCUCGUGGUCGCCUUGAGCUUCCACCAGAUGUUCGAGGGAAUGGGCCUUGGUGGCUGCAUAGUUCAGGCAAAGUUCAAGGCUAGGUCCAUCGUGACAAUGAUCCUCUUCUUCUGCCUGACAACGCCGGUGGGCAUCGCCGUCGGCUUUGGCAUAUCGCGGGUGUACAACGAGAACAGCCCAACGGCGCUGGUGGUGGAGGGCAGCCUCAACUCCGUGGCAGCGGGGAUCCUCGUCUACAUGGCCCUCGUCGACCUCCUCGCCGAGGACUUCAUGAACCCCAAGGUGCAGAGUAGGGGGAAGCUGCAACUCGGCAUCAACGUCUCCAUGCUGGUCGGUGCUGGCCUCAUGUCCAUGCUCGCCAAAUGGGCCUAGCCGGAAGCCUACAACAUGAAACAGUUUUGUUCCAUGACAUAUGAGUUCAGGAUAUACGCAGAUAUAUUUGAUCGUCGAUGUUGAAACGACAUAAUCUUCGUGCA